Molecule: messenger RNA, 1074 nt
Organism: Tetrahymena thermophila SB210
Lineage: Eukaryota; Ciliophora; Oligohymenophorea; Hymenostomatida; Tetrahymenidae
Exons: 1
Biological process (GO): nucleocytoplasmic transport; activation of GTPase activity
Cellular component (GO): perinuclear region of cytoplasm; cytosol; nucleus
Molecular function (GO): GTPase activator activity; small GTPase binding
Source: RefSeq, a predicted model, not a curated record
AUGCUUUGCGAUAAAUAAAUUAAUAGCGAAUUAUUUUGUAGUUCUACUUUUAAUUUAGAGAAGCUUUAAAAAUUUUUCUUUGAGUAAAGUAAAAAGUAAGAGUGCUCAAUAGUAAGUCGUCUCAACAAGGAUGACACAAAAAUACUCAGCUAAUAGCUUAGGUCUUUAAUAAAUUUAACAACGUUGAAAUUUGAAAUAGGAAACAAUACUUAUAUUGGUGAAGAUGGAGCAUAAGAAUUAGGUGAGAGUAUUAAAAACUUAAACAAUUUAACUAGUCUCUCCUUCUAAAUUGGCACUUAAAAUUUUAUAGGUUCAAAAGGAGCUUAGGGAAUAGGUUUGGCAUUUUAAAAUCUUUACAACUUAAAAAACCUCUCUUUCUCAAUUGGAAUUCAAAAUAAUAUUGGCAUCGAAGGAGCUUAUAGCCUUGGAUAGAGUUUGAAAUACUUGACCAGUCUAUAAGAACUAUCUAUACAAAUAGGAUACAGUCAGAUCCAAAAAGAAGGGGCUAUAUCUUUAAUACAAGGCAUUAAGAAUUUGACAUAACUAACCAAGUUAAAAUUUUUAAUUGGAUAUAAUAAUAUUGGUUCCGAGAGUGCUAUCGAAAUGGGAAAUUGUAUUGGAUUAUUAAAAAGCCUUAAAACCCUAUAACUAACUAUAGGCGAUUAUAAUAAAAUUGGUCUAGAAGGUUCAAAAGCAAUAGCUGAAGGAAUAAAAAAUGUAAAUAUGCUUCAAUGCCUUCAAAUAAAUAUAGGAUUCAAUAAUCUGAUAACUCAUGAGGGUGCUUCGGAUUUAGCUCAUUCAAUCCAUUCUUUAAAAUCUUUAAGAAUUUUAGAUUUUUCACUUGGUUCAUACAAUAUCAAAGGCUAAGAAGAAGACUUUGGAUUAGGAAAAGGAUUUAAAAAUAUGGUUAAGCUAACAAGUUUAUCAUUAAAAAUCUAUGAUAGUGAGAUGCUCUAAUAGUAGUUAAUCACUAGAGCUAGAAGAUAGCUCAAAAGGCUAACCAAUUUAUAACUAAACUAGCAAAUUUAACAACAACAACAAUAACAAUAGCAAUAACAACAAUAAUAAUUAUGA